Messenger RNA from Temnothorax curvispinosus, 3694 nucleotides. Its product is annotated as GSK-3-binding protein-like. Gene Ontology annotation, cellular component: cytoplasm. The record is from RefSeq and is a predicted model, not a curated record. Lineage: Eukaryota; Metazoa; Arthropoda; Insecta; Hymenoptera; Formicidae. Bases 1750 to 2370 code for a protein of 206 amino acids. The transcript has a single exon.
GAGUAGAAGGUUCAUGGCUGGCGCUGGCGGACGAACGGGCGGCCGCUCGCUCUUCGCUCUCCGUGGCUCGCUGAGGCCUGUGCCUGUGCCCGUGCCCGUGCUGGCGCUACUCCGCUCCGCUCCGCUCGCGCAAAAGUGAUCCCGUCGGACGUUUGUCGCGCGCGGUCGAGUCACGCCAGAUAAACAAAGGAGCCGGGAGCGCAUAGAGAGAGAGAGAGAGAGAGAGAGAAAGCGGGGACGUUUUCUCGAACGGCGAACAAAUUCGGCGAGCGAGUUACGUGGAGGGUCGGCACCGUGGAACCCGAGAACCGGAGUAACCGAGACUACCUCGAGGUCGGAGCGAGCGGCGAGUUCCGACUGACAUUUAAAUCGAAACUGCGGGAGCCGUCGGCAAGUAACAAGUGGAUUACGCGAGUGGAGUGUGCGGAGGCAAGCCGUGGAGAAUUGAGACUACCUCAGGAUAAAGAAAAAAAUAGGAGAGAUUUAUAAAUAGAGGAAAUCGCGCGGAGAGGAAAGUAGAAGAUAAGGGAUCGAGGAACGUCGGCUGGAGUAUCCGAUUCGAAAGCGGGAGCGCCGUGCGAGAUACCCCAUCUUCCCGUCGGGCCAAAAUAAUCGCUCUCUCCGUGUGCCUCCUCUUUCUCUCUCUUCCCCCUCCCACCUCUCAGUGCGUUACCUCAUCGGAGCGGAGUAGGUGCGUGUAACGAGCGUAUGCGCGCGUUGUGCAACCUGCCGCACCGAUCCUCGGCGAGAGAGAGAGCGAGCGAGAGAGCUUCGGGCGCAGACACUGUGCGUGCGUGCAUGUGUGUGUGUAUGUACGUUCGAUCGGCCUGGAAGCAAAACAAUGCGCCGCUGGUGUAGCGCGUAGCGUGGAGAGGAGACCCGUGUGCCUGUGUGCGCGUGUAUACCCGCAGCAGCUGCUGCUGCUGCACGGCGCGCUCGUGUGCGUUUGUUUAUGCGCGUAGAUUAGCCCGCACGCUCGUACUCGGCUGCUCGCGCGGGCGUUUCAUUCAACAGCCAGCCGCGCUUGGACGCGCGCGACUCCCGUCUCCCGUCGUACGUUUCGCCGACGGACGUUUCGAGAAAGCGAGCGAGCGAGCGGGCGAGAGAGCCCGCCGGCGGCGCGCUGGGAGCAGCGACGGAGGAUAUCGCCGCCGCGCGUAUUUGCCCAGUGAAUCACGCGCGUCCCGUCCGAUUACGCACGGACGCGCCUGCCCGUGCCCGUGUCGCGGAUUACACCGUUCGUAUAUAUACACGCCGCCGCUGUGUAUUAUUGUUGACGUGUCGGCGACGACGUCGAGUGCGCGAGUCGCUAAUCGGGGAACGAACCGUGUGGCGUGGUAUCGCUUCGUCGUGGGAAAAAGGGGUCUACGGCACCCCGCUGAGACUCUUUUUUUUCUCUCGUUCACAAGAAGGAACUUUGUUUUCCUGGAAGGAUACUGCAGCGAUCUCUCCUUUCCCCGCCUUCCCCCUCUACCUUCUGCCUGGGUGUUAUUGUAGUUGCAGGGGACUGUCGACCCCAGGUAAACACACCGUAAGAGAGAGAGAGGCGGAAAUACCAGCGUGAGAAGAAAGAGAGAGGGAGAGACGGCAACAUAUCGGGGAUCAGAAGGAGAGAGGACGAAAACACUCACACAAAGCCUUUGGAGAAUCCAAGAGUCCCCAUUGCACAGUCUGUUUACUACGGACUCGGUAGUUCGUAUCGCGUUCUCCGUGUGCCGAGAGCGUGAACGGAGGAGCGAACGCGCGAGGAUGCCGAGCGCCGAGGAGACGACGUAUCUGAUCGGCGUGAUGCCGGACGGCGCGGCGCAGGCGGACGCCUUCCUGGCGCGCGACGUCGACCUGCUGGUGUCGCAGAUCAAGGAGAACCUACGGCUGUCCAGCCUGAAGGCCAAGUCCAGCAUCAGCCACAAGAACAGCCGGCCGUCGCCGUACCGGGUGCCGGCGCGUUCCUGGGCGGAUCCGGCUGCCGGCUGCGAAGUCUGCGGUCUGCGGUCCAACGGCCAGCAGCAGCAGCAGCAACAGCAACAGCAGCAGCAUCACGUGAUCGCCGGUCAUCAUCACCACCACCAUCACCACCAUUAUCACAACCAUCUAAAGAGGAGCGAGAGAAGCAGAGUGGACGACGACCCGUACGAGGUGCUCCAGGAGCUGCUGCGCGAGGGCGGCCUCAUCAAGGAGGCGGUCAAGAGGCUGCAGGAGAACCUCGACGAGCUCUCGAGCUCGGAGGUGGACGAGGACGACGUGGUGGACGACGAGGACGACGAUGUGCGACGGUCCAGCGGCGGCGGCGGCGGAUACCGUAGGAAACCGUACUUCUACGACUCCGAGGACGAGCCGUUACCGCCGAUGUACGAGCCCCUGGAACUGUGAGGCGUCCGGCGACGGCGCCCGGGGAGAACUUUUACGGACGUUCCUGCGCUCACGCUGUGAGCGGGACCCCGCUUUGUCCCGCGGCCUCCUCGAUCCCGUUCUUUUCCUUUCUUCUCUUCCUUUUUCUUUCUUGAAAGGGACGAGAUUUUUCUGGAGCCGCGCCGGACGCCUCCUUUGUGACUCGGGAUGGAUAUUGUCUCGAAAAAAAUGGAUCGGAAUCCCCAUUGAAGAAGGAAGACGAUAAAAGGAUCCUGGGCGGGAGCAGGUUUUCCUUCGUUCACCCGCGUGGGAGUCCCGGGGACGCAACGGCGAUGACAGUGUGCGUGUGCGUGGCCGCGUGUGUGUAGACGCAAUUAGGCGAGAACUCGCCUUACAUGGCCGUGUUUGUAAAUACGCUGCGUUGUCGGCGCUGCGCGACAGCCAAGCCUCGCCGCUGUAUCGACGCUCGCGGACGGACCUACGUGGAAGACUUAUGGCCGCCGACCGCGGCCCGCGCGCCGCUCGACUCCUCGCACCCAUCAACCGUAUCGAAAUGCGCACGCGAGAUGUUCCUUUUCCCGCACGCCCGUUCCACAUCGCGCCGCGGUAUCUCAGAUCAUUUAAUUAAAUAUCGCCUGGCGAGCGAACGCCGGACUGACGCGACUUCCUGCGCGCCGCGUCGUCCGCGUUUCAGUAGCCAUACGCAAAACAUGUUCCUUUUCCAUUACUCUAUACAGUGUUAACGAUAAUUAUCGGUAUCUCGAAUCAUUGAGUAAUAUCACCGGCGAUAAUCGUAACGCAAGGCCGACAUAAUUCUUUGUAUAUAUUUUGAAGUGCUGGAAAACAUGUAUAAUGUAUAUCAAUUUGUUGUCGUACUGCGUGGUAUCUCAGUUAUUAAAAUAUCGGAUAUCGUUAUCGCAGUGUGGAGUGCCUGUAUCGUAACAGCUGAUUCGUCGCGAAACUCUCGAUUGACGCUUCAAAUACUGAGCGAAUAUAUAUAGAUGGGGGAUUAAAAAUAUAGAUAUAUAUUAUUUUAUAUACGUUUUAUUUAACGAAGCUCUGCUGGUUAGAGAUUUAUUAUUUUUUUCGACGCUCGAUGAAAAGAGCUUAAAUCUUGGAAAGUUUCCGACGUUCGAGUUGCUCUAAAAAUUAUCGCCAAUCACGCACGUUCGUACGGUAUUUGAAGAGUUAAUCUAACGCGUUAUUAUUCGUCAUCUUUGGUCGAAUUGCAUAAGAAGUCUGUGUUAAUUGAUUCUGAGUAAGCGAGACACUGAUCAUUGUCUUAUAUAGCACUGAACGAAGAAAGAAAGAUCUAAUAAAGUUUUACCACAAUUGUAUUUGUUUA